AUGGACAGCUCUUCUGAUGCUCACAGCCGGAACAAGUGUGCGGCGUGCUACCGGGAGUUCAACCGGAUGGAGCACCUGGUGGAGCACAUGCGUCUCUCGCACCAUUCGGCGCACGAGCCACGGUGCGGCGUCUGCGGCAAGCACUGCCGCUCCCUCGACGCCCUCCGCGACCACCUCGGAUUCGGCAGCGUCCUCCCCAAGGCCGGCUGCGCGAGUGUCUUCACCGCCCGCGGCUGCCAGCUCUGCCUCGCCGUCUUCCCUGCCUCUGGCGCCCUCCGUGCCCACCGCGCCGCCUGCCAGCUCUCCAGCGCUCCGACGCAAAGCCAGCUCACCCGAAGCAUGUCAAGAAUGAGCAUCCAGGGAGGCGGCCAUGGAGGUGCGGUGGCGCUGGGGUGCAAGAUGGUGGGCGGCGGCAGCGACGGCACGUUGGACGUGUGCGCGCGCGUGUGCCUCAUCGACGAGCACGAGAACAUCCUCUACGAGUCCUUCGUGAAGCCGCUCAUACCGGUGACGCACUACCGGUACGAGAUGACGGGGAUCCGCCCGGAGCACCUCCGCGACUCUGCGGUGACGGUGAAGCAGGCGAGGAAGCGGGUGGAGGACUUCCUCCUCAACGGCGAGGAUCCGUGGAAGAUCCGCACGGCACGCGGCGGCGCGAGAAUCCUGGUUGGCCACGGGCUGGACCAUGAUCUCAACGGGCUGGGCAUGGACUACCCGGCGUACCUGAAGCGGGACACGGCGACCUACCCGCCGCUGAUGAAGACGAGCAGCAGGCUGAUGAGCAACUCGCUCAAGUUCCUGACGAAGAGCUGCCUCGGGUACGAGAUACAGAACGGUGGGCACCAGCACCCUUACGACGACUGCGUGGCGGCGAUGCGGCUGUACAAGAGGAUGCGCGCGCUAAGGCAUGGCCUCAAGGGGGAGGUGAAGGGCUGCACGGGGCCGCCGCCGGCGAGCGUGGCGGAGGCGUUCCCAGCGUGGAGGCAGCGGGAGCUGGAGCGCAUGUCGCCGGAGGAGCUGCUGAGGAUGUCCAAGCCCGACUACGCUGCUGGUGCUUGGACGACGUCUAGUCGUGGUGGACUGGUCCGUGCUGAUUGUUGA
Messenger RNA from Lolium rigidum, 1101 nucleotides. Its product is annotated as apoptosis-enhancing nuclease-like. Gene Ontology annotation, molecular function: 3'-5' exonuclease activity; nucleic acid binding. The record is from RefSeq and is a predicted model, not a curated record. Gene Ontology annotation, cellular component: nucleus. Gene Ontology annotation, biological process: rRNA processing. Lineage: Eukaryota; Viridiplantae; Streptophyta; Magnoliopsida; Poales; Poaceae.